Molecule: messenger RNA, 2057 nt
Organism: Linum trigynum
Lineage: Eukaryota; Viridiplantae; Streptophyta; Magnoliopsida; Malpighiales; Linaceae
Source: the annotation of a GenBank genome assembly
CUUCUUCCUUACAAAAAGGGAAGAAUAUUCUAUCGUUUCAACUUUCAAUUUUAUCGAUUGUCCUCGAAAGUACGGGAAGAAUAUUCUAUCAGCAUCGAUAUUAACAUCAGAGUUCGAGUUUCUCUUCCGAAGGGAAAAUCAUUUCCUGCGGAGAAAGAACUGUCUUUGGGCCGAAACGGAUUGAACUGUGGGCCUCUCCUUUUGGGCCCAAAAUUAGACAACAAUCACAAAGCAUAAUCAGAAAUUAGGUUCGUAAUCACUAAUUAGUUGAAUAAAUACCCGAUGCUUAGGGUUUCAUUCCAAACCAAGACAAUACUGAGAUUUAUGUCAAACAAAACAUCGAACAAUGUCACCGCCGCCGCUCAACCGGCGGCGACGCUAACCCUAACCCCGUCCAGCACAAAACUCCCCGCCGACAUCGUGAUCGAAAUCUUCAGGAAGCUCCCCGCCGCCGCCACCCUUGGCCGGCUCCGCUGCGUGUGUAAAUCAUGGCGCGCUCGUCUCUCCGACCCGGCUUUCCUCCGCCGGAUCCUCGUCACAGACGGCGAUCGCGAUGGCAGCCGUCAGAUCAUGAUCUUCCGUCUGACCGGCGAUCAAAAGCCGCUCUUCUCUCCCUGCUCGUACGACACUCUCCUCCCCUUAUCCGCCGAUCCACCGCAACCGGUCCUCCUGAUCUCCACCGGCGGCGAAGACAUGCGCUACAAUAAAUGUCACGUUGUGGGAUACGACAACGGCAUCUUUUGUUUGGGCGACGGGAUAGACGAUCCCGGCGGUAAGAACAUCUUAACCAUCACGAUUUUAGGUCAAAUAGUUUGAGGGGACUAGAUAGUGUGACAACACCCCUUGUGUUGUUAUUGUAACAACACUAGCCUCCAACUAAUAGGAAUCUAGGAUUGUGAUGACUUUUUAUUAUAUGAGUUGACCUAGUGUAAAAUCAAAGCAGGGGUAUAAUUGUCAUUAUGAAAAAUAUGUUUAAAUAAUAAUAAAAAAUAAAAAAAAUAAAAAAAAUAAAAAAAAAUAAAAAAAAUAAAAAAUAUUUUUUUUAUUUUCUGUCCAAAUUUUUGGCCGCCGGAAUCUGGUCGCCGGUCACCGGAAUAUGCUUUUUUGUCGUCGGAAUAUGCUUUUUUGUCGUCGGAAUAUGCUCACCGUCGCCGGAAUAUGCUUACCGGCAUCGGAAUCUAGUCAUCGGGGCCGGAAUAUGCUUAUCGGCGCCGGAAUCCGGUCACUGACGGUCAUCGGAGUUUGGUCAACGAACUUCGUUGACCGGUCAACGGUCUUCGUUGACCGGUCAAUGGCCAACGACCGCCGGAUGUUAUGGUCUGCAUUGUGAGAUUUAUGGUUUGGUUUCUCAUAUUUUUGUAUGUCUUUUGUGGUUUGCUUUAUAGUGUUUGUGGUUUGCAUUAAGAAGUUUCUGGUUUGCUUUAUCGUGUUUGUGGUUUGCAUUGAGAAGUUUCUGGUUUGCUUUCAAAAAUUUUGUGGUUUACAUUAAGAGGUUUCUGGUUUGUUUUAAUAUAUUUGUGGUCUGCAUUAUGACGUUUCUGGUUUGCUUUUUUGUAGUUUGUUUUACCGUGUUUGUGGUUUGCAUGAGGAGGUUUCUGGUGUGCUUUCGCAAAUGUUGUGGUUUGCUUUGUGAGGUUUGUGGUUUGUUUUAGGAGAUUUGUGGUAUGCAUUAGGAGGUUUCUAGUUUGCUUUUUGUGGUCUUUUUAUCACUAGUGUGGUCUGCAUUAGGAUGUUUCUAUUGUACUUAUGAAAGACUUGUGGUUUGCUUUACUGUGUUUGUGAUUUGCAUUAGGAGAUUUCUGGUGUGUUUUCGCAAAUGUUGUGGUUUGCUUUGUAAGGUUUGUGGUUUCUUUUAGGGAAUUUGUGGUAUGCAUUAAGAGGUUUCUGGUUUGCUUUUUUGUGGUUUUUUUAUCACGUUUGUGGUCUGCAUUAGGAGGUUUCUGGCGUGUUUAUUAAAGACUAGCGAUAUGCAUACCAAUAACUCCUAAAUGCAUACGAUAAACACGAUCUGCAUACCAAUAACUCCUAAAUGCAUAGGAUAAACACAAUAAUACACU